Molecule: messenger RNA, 508 nt
Organism: Suillus fuscotomentosus
Lineage: Eukaryota; Fungi; Basidiomycota; Agaricomycetes; Boletales; Suillaceae
Exons: 1
Source: RefSeq, a predicted model, not a curated record
ACUCCAAGCUAUCUGAUCUGACACAUUUGAGCGCUCAUAUUCCAUUCGGUGGCUUACCACUCUAAUCGCACAGCUCAAGGUCUGGCAAUACUUAUCGCACUCUAAGGAAUUCUCAUUGGAUGAUCUUGGGAUGCCAGAGCCUACCUUGGCUUACACAGAGAUACUGGUCCAACAAGCUGCGUCACUACUCGUGAUUUGUGCCGGUGUCGCUGCUGCUGGAAUGAUCACCCGUAACUUCAUUUUUGGUUCAAUAGAUGGGCAGAGGCGAGUGGAAGCUCAGCUCACAGAUAUUCCGCUGGACAACAAUGACUACGGGAGUGUGGGAGCGCAGACAUGGGGCAGGGCAUGUGUCUUGGCAGAAAUGAUCAUGUAAGAUCCUGAGCGGUUUGGACUGGAUUCUUCCUCUCACAUCCUUGAAUCAUGCAGGCUCAAUGUCCUUGAGCUCAGAGCAGGAACAGGGUUGGUUAGCUUAGUGGUUAUGAAAUUACUGGAUGCAUUGCUGUCUUUC